AUGGGUGUCAGUCUAUCCGAGCUGUUUGCGCUGGGCCCUGCGGCAACUCGUCGCGAGCAACGCACAAAUGAUUCCGACCUCGCACACCCCGACGCGCUAUCCAAGAAACGCAGGAUAAUCGAGAACCUUAACUUUCCCCCAACUCACGCCGCAUUCGACUCCAAUGCGCUCGCGCCCCCGUCCGCGAACCCAUUCGUUCCCUCCGCCACUCCCGCCGCCGCCGCUGCCGCAGAAAGCGCGCCCAAGCAGAUAGACUUCUUCAAGGCGCGGGAAGAUACGGAUGCGCUACCCGGGGCAGAAGAAGCUUCCAACAGGCCGUCGUUGAGCGAUCUGGGAGAGGAUCUCCUGUUGAAGAUUCUGCAGGAGGGACAACCGACAGCAUGGGAUCUGUGUCGCUAUGCGUGCGUGAACGCCACGUGGCGGAAGCUGUGCUACAGCCGGGUGUUCUGGACCAAGCUGCGCAUCGGCCCGGGCAGCAUGCAUGCGGGCGUCGAGCAAUUAGCGCCGCGUUGCGCGCAGCUGACGGAUUUAUUCAUCGACGACCCGCGCUGCGAGCUGCACGUGCUGCACCCGAUUAUAGUCUCUGAUAUUUUCCUCGCGAUCACAGAGAACCCCAUUCCCGUCGCCAUUCCUCUCACCCCUCUCAUCGCCCACUAUGCUAUCCACGAGUUCGCCAAAUCGCCCACCCGUCUCCCUUUCCCUCGCCCGUCACGUCACCAUCUCGUCGCCCGUCCCGUCGCCCUCUUCGUCGCCCUCUCUCCCCCCCUCUCCUCCCGUCGGCCUCUCUCUCGCCCCUCCCUACCGAUCGCCCUCCCGUCGCUCGCCCCGUCGCGCUCUCUCUCUCCGCUCCCUUCCCGUCGCCCUCUCUCUCGCCCCUCCCUUCCCGUCGCGCUCUCUCUCUUCGCGCCCUUCCCGUCGCCCUCUCUCUCGCCCCUCCCUUCCCAUCGCUCUCUCUCUCUCUCCGCUCCGCCCUCUCUCUCGCUCCUCCUUCGAAUCGCGCUCUCUCUCCGCUCCCUUCCCGUCGGCCUCUCUCUCCGCUCCCUUCCCGUCGCGCUCUCUCUCUCCGCUCCCUUCCCCUCGCCCUCUCUCUCGCCCCUCCCUUCCUGUCGCGCUCUCUCUCACCGCUCCCUUUCCGUCGCCCUCUCUCUCGCCCCUCCCUUCCCGUCGCGCUCUCUCUCUCCGCUCCCUUCCCAUGGCCCUCUCUCUCGCCCCUCCCUUCCUGUCGCGAUCUCUCUCUCCGCUCCCUUCCCGUCGCCCUCUCUCUCGCCCCUCCUACCCGUCGCGCUCUCUCUCUCCGCGCCCUUCCCGUCGCCCUCUCUCUCGCCCCUCCCUUCCCAUCGCGUUCUCUCUCUCCGCUCCGCCCUCUCUCUCCGCUCCGCCCUCUCUCUCGCUCCUCCCUUCGAAUCACGCUCUCUCUCCGCUCCCUUCCCGUCGCGCUCUCUCUCUCCGCUCCCUUCCCAUUGCCCUCUCUCUUUCUGCUCCCUUCCCAUCCUCCCUUCUCGCUCGCCUCGAAUAGCCCUCCCGGGGACCUUCGACUCUCCCAUCACGUAUGCCCUCCUUUCUCCGUCGCCUCUCUCGUUCUCCCUCUGCUAUCGUGUCAGCGCGACCCAUUCCGUACUCUGUUAUUGUGUUUGGUUUGUUUGUUUUUUCUGUCUUUCCAUCUACUGGUACUCUCGACACCCUCUCUCCCGCCGCCUAUCCUCUCUCCCGUCGCCUAUCUUUUCUCCCGUCGCCCUCCCGUUUCCCGUCGCCCUCCCGUUUCCCGCCCCCCUCCCGUUUCCCGUCGCCCUCCCUUUUCCCGUCGCCCUCCCGUUUCCCGUCGCCCUCGCGUUUCCCGUCGCCCUCCCGUUUCCCGUCGCCCUCCCGUUUCCCGUCGCCCUCCCGUUUCCCGUCGCCCUCCCUUCUUCCGUCGCCCUCCCUUUUCCCGUCGCCCUCGCGUUUCCCGUCGCCCUCGCGUUUCCCGUCGCCCUCGCGUUUCCCGUCGCCCUCCCGUUUCCCGUCGCCCUCCCGUUUCCCGUCGCCCUCGCGUUUCCCGUCGCCCUCCCGCUUCCCGUCGCCCUCCCGUUUCCCGUCACCCCCCUUCUUCGGUCGCCCUCCCGUUUCCCGUCGCCCCCCUUCUUCCGUCGCCCUCCCGUUUCCUACGCCCUCCCUUCCCGUCGCCCUCCCGUUUCCCGUCGCCCUCCCUCUUUCUCUUCAUUCGCUUCACCUUGCCCAUCGUAA
Messenger RNA from Closterium sp. NIES-65, 2220 nucleotides. Lineage: Eukaryota; Viridiplantae; Streptophyta; Zygnematophyceae; Desmidiales; Closteriaceae. The record is from the annotation of a GenBank genome assembly.